Molecule: messenger RNA, 981 nt
Organism: Ananas comosus (pineapple)
Lineage: Eukaryota; Viridiplantae; Streptophyta; Magnoliopsida; Poales; Bromeliaceae
Product: involucrin
Exons: 2
Coding region: 77-721 (214 amino acids)
Source: RefSeq, a predicted model, not a curated record
GUCGGAUGAGAGACCUAAUCAAAAGAGAAAAGGGCUUUGGGGAGCGGUCGAAGUCGCGCGAGGCCGAGGCCGAGUCAUGGCCACCGCUCGGAUCCUCCACCGCUCCUUCUCCGCUCGUCGUCCAACCCCUCUUCCGCCGCCGCUCCUGGCGCUGCGCUCCCCCAUGAGGUCGGCGUCGGCGUCGGCGUCGGCGUCGGGUCCUCCUCCUCCUCCUCGGGGGGCGCCGCGGCAGCAGCAGCAGCAGCAGCAGCAGCACGAGUUCUCGAAGGCGUGCGCGUACCUGGGGAGUUGGGAACCCGUGACGGAGCCUCGGGUGGCGGAGGCGCGGCUGGGGCGGCUGCGGCGGGACUACGCGCGGGAGGUGAAGCAGCUGCGCAGGGAGUACGCGUACGAGGUGGAGCUGCAGCGCGUGGAGCGCGCGCGCAGGGACGAGGCCCGCCGCGAGGCCGCCAGGCUCGCCAACGAGCAGCGGAAGGCCGCCAAGGCCGCCGCCGCCCAGACCCGCGCCGCCGAGCGCAGGGCCUUCGAGGAGGACUUCCGCCAAACCCUCUUAAAAGAACGAGCUGAGAAACUGGAAAGUUGGAGGGCAAAAGAGAAAUCAAGGGAAGAAAAGAAGGCUGCACAGAAAGGGCUUCUACGCCAACAGAGUUCCAUGUGGGUUUCAGAGGAGAACUUGGAGAAGAGAAUAUUGGAGGCUAUCGUUGAUGCAACCCCUCUUUAAUUUGAUGCGGAAGCUAACAAGAUGCUGAGCAAGUUUGCUGCUCUAAUCAAACUUUGAAGCACAGUGGUCUUCUUAGUUCUUAGUUCUUGCAACAAACAGAACCUUCUCUCAGCUUGCUAUGUUCUUUGAUUUUCCAGUAUAACAAACUGUUUGAAUCUUUAAAAGAUAGCUGUGAUAAAGAAUUUUUUUCAAGUUUGUUAUUUUGUGGAAAGUAUGUUUUUGUUGUGUUUUAUACUAAACCCUGUAUGUGACUAGGGCAA